GCAGGGUGAACUCACCCACCAGAAACAGCCCAGGAUUGUGGAAUCUAUUGUUCUGUUGUUUCUCAUCUCUGUUGGCUUCACAUCAGGGUCAACUGCAUUAACUGGACCUGAGAUGGUCAGAGGAGUAGUGGGAGAAUCAGUCACUCUGGAAUGUCAGUAUGAUCAGAAAUACAAGGACUACGUGAAGAAAUGGUGUAGACGUGAUCCGGACGUUGGUUGUAAGGAUCUGGUUCCGACUGAGAAGCCACAAAAUGGACGCAUAUCAAUUACUGAUAACAAAACACAAGGGAUAUUCUCAGUAACCAUGGACAAUCUAAAGAACAGUGAUGAAGGGCUGUACCAGUGUAUGAUACAAAAGGCGAAUGAAAACUUUACCAUUUCACUGGAGUUUCCUGAAGGCUUAACCGGACCUGAGAAGGUCAGAGGAGUAGUGGGACAAUCCGUCACUGUGGAAUGUCAGUAUGAGCAUGAAUACAGGGACAACGUGAAGAAAUGGUGCAAGAAAUGGUUCUUUCUUUGUGAUGCUCUGGUUUCGACUGAGGAGCCACAACAGGGAAGAGUAUCAAUUACUGAUAAGAAAACACAAGGGAUAUUCUCAGUAACCAUGAACAAUCUAAUGAAGAGUGAUGAAGGGUGGUACCAGUGUACGAUAGUAAGGGCGUUCUACAAACCAAACAAAAGGUUUACCAUUUCACUGGAGGUUUCGGAAGCUCCAGAAAAGGAGGCAACAACCUUGGAAAUUUCCACUGAAAUCAUGUGGACUACUUCACCUCGGAACUGGAUGUCCACCAAGAAAGCAGAAUCCACUGAGACUUCAGUUUCCUCACAUCCGAUGAGGAACACUGAGCGGAAAAUUCACUACGUUUGGGCUCUGACCCGUUGGAUACUCUUUGGAGUUCUGGUUCUUUCCACCAUUUCUACAAGUUGCAUGACAGCUUUUCCAAGACAAGCAGAUGAGAAAGUCCAUGAAAAGCAGAACCUACGACAAAUACAAAUCAGCACGAAUAUGGAGCUGCUGCAGGGUGAACUCACCCACCAGAAACAGCCCAGGAUUGUGGAAUCUAUUGUUCUGUUGUUUCUCAUCUCUGUUGGCUUCACAUCAGGCUCAACUGCAUUAACUGGACCUGAGAUGGUCAGAGGAGAAGUGGGAGAAUCAGUCACUCUGGAAUGUCAGUAUGAUCAGAAAUACAAGGACUACGUGAAGAAAUGGUGUAGACGUGAUCCGGACGUUGGUUGUAAGGAUCUGGUUCCGACUGAGAAGCCACAAAAUGGACGCAUAUCAAUUACUGAUAACAAAGCACUAGGGAUAUUCUCAGUAACCAUGGACAAUCUAAAGAACAGUGAUGAAGGGCUGUACCAGUGUAUGAUACAAAAGGCGAAUGAAAACUUUACCAUUUCACUGGAGUUUCCUGAAGGCUUAACCGGACCUGAGAAGGUCAGAGGAGUAGUGGGACAAUCCGUCACUGUGGAAUGUCAGUAUGAGCAUAAAUACAGGGACAACGUGAAGAAAUGGUGCAAGAAAUGGUUCUUUCUUUGUGAUGCUCUGGUUUCGACUGAGGAGCCACAACAGGGACGAGUAUCAAUUACUGAUAAGAAAACACAAGGGAUAUUCUCAGUAACCAUGAACAAUCUAAUGAAGAGUGAUGAAGGGUGGUACCAGUGUAUGAUACAAAGGGCAUUCUACAAACCAAGCAAAAGGUUUACCAUUUCACUGGAGGUUUCGGAAGCUCCAGAAAAGGAGGCAACCACCUUGGAAAUUUCCACUGAAAUCAUGUGGACUACUUCACCUCGGAACUGGAUGUCCACCAAGAAAGCAGAAUCCACUGAGACUUCAGUUUCCUCACAUCCGAUCAGGCCGAAAGCUUUAUCCCAAAGUCACCUUAUACUGACAGUUGCCUUGUCAGUUCUCUUCCUGCUGUUCAUUGCUGCUGUCAUUGUUUGUGCAAAACUCAGGCAGAAGAUGAAGACUGGUACACACGGACAGAGGAUUAACGGUGCAGAAAAUCUAGCUGGAAACGUCACAGAAAUGCCGGUGGUAUAUGCCAGUGUGAAGCAUCGCAGAGACAAUGUGGAGAGCACGUAUAUGAAUCUUACAGUUCAAGAUGCUCCUAGAAAUGCAAGAACACAACAUGCCUCAGAAACUGUAGUGUAUUCAGCGGUUGCUCAGCAAUAAUAAUUAACUCAAUCACCAAAGAACACCUGGAAAGCAUCGCAAAUACAGUCGGGUGAACGUUUCUUUGUUUUAGUGCAGCUAUUUCCCACAAACCCCCGACCAUGACAGCUUUCUAUGGGGCUGUGUUGGCCUGGUGCAGGAGCAAGCAGCUGGUGACCACUUUGGUCUUCAUCCCCCCUUGUCCCUGAACAAGCUCAGAGGUGUUCAGCAACCAUGGACUUGAUGAAAUCUGUGCGCAAGUCAAGGUGGCAUGGAGCCCGAUGCUGGGGGAAUGUUGAUAUGGGUGGAGGGACGGCUGGUAGCUGGUGCUUGGGGUUGGGUUGGUAGUUGUCGGGGGGUGGGGUAGUGGAAUGGGCUGACAGAAUGCAUUCUGGUAAUGGAGGUGACAAAGUGUUGAGGAAGUGGUGCGGAGGGAAGCUCGUGAUGUACUGGGGAGGGAGAAGUUGGAGGUGUUUAGGAGAGGGAAAGGGGAGUUGCUAGGGUGCUGGGGAAUGGGAAGUUGGCCACGUGUGGAGGAAGGGGUGGCGAUUUGUUGGUGUAUUGAGCAGAGGCAAGGGAAAUUGGUGGUGUGUUGGGGCAGGGAUAGUGGAAGCUGUCAGUGUGUUGGGAGGACGGAGUUCUCAAUGUUGUGGACAGGAGAUGGAGAUGCUGUCAAUGUGGUGGUUUGUUGUAUUCAGUGUAUUGGUGGGGAGUUGUCAAUAUGUUGAGAGGAGGGAGUUAUCAGUGUGUUUAGGAAGGGGAAAAGAGACACUGGAAACACACACAAAAUGCUAUAGGAACUCAGCAGGUCAGGCAGGACCUAUGGAGAGGAGUAAACAAUGUUUUGGGCCAACAUCCUUCAUAAGUUCCCAACACACUCCCCACCAACACACUGUUAGCAUCUCCUUUGCAAUUCCCCAACACACUGCCAACUUCUCCCCAACCCCCUCCCCCAGCACAAUGUAUAUCAUUCUAUAUUUUGAUUUACAGAGAAUGCUGAAACUUACAAACCAGGAACUGCAGCCUAAAGUUGAACUACAGGAAACCGAUGCCUGGUUACCAGCCUAACGACAAUCCCAUAAACCCACAGAUCGAAAGCUUACCCGUGUACAUAAUAAACUAAAAGCAGAACUGCACACAGCUCAUGCAACACACAAGGAACUCAACUGUAAGGAGAGAGGAGGAUAUUCUCAUAAGCUGAUACCUGGGUCUGGUGAAGAUGAGGUGGAUAGCAGAGGGCUCUGCCCAGGCUGACUGUUUGACAACCUUCCGGGGUAUAUCUGUGCCCGUGGAGAACAGUCACUCAGUGCUCUUGGGUACCAUGGAGGGGUCCUGGGACUAUAGAGCACUGCAGGAGUUAAAUAUAUCAUAGACUGUGUUGGAAAUAUUCUAAUUUAGUUUGAGUUAGUCAUUGUAUUGUCUCUGCUUUGUAGUAUUGUAGAAUUACAAAUUUGCAAUAAACCUAUUUUUGUAAUUAAUAUAAAACAAAGUACCCAAACUUAAAUGCACACAGAGCAUGUAGACUCUGAAGCUCGAUAUGUAAAAGCCUUACCUCACUGUGAAUGCACUGCACAUGUGGGGGAGAGAGAGUGAGGGAAAGACAGAUUAAAAACAGUAUAAGAAGAAAGAAAGCUGAAUCAGAGAGCAUUCCUUCCAGAAUGUGUGACUCCCCUGUUGCUGAUGGCUUUUUUAAUAAAGAGGAAGUUUGCUCUGAA
Messenger RNA from Hypanus sabinus (Atlantic stingray), 3867 nucleotides. RefSeq names its product polymeric immunoglobulin receptor-like. The record is from RefSeq and is a predicted model, not a curated record. NCBI's taxonomy places the organism in Eukaryota, Metazoa, Chordata, Chondrichthyes, Myliobatiformes, Dasyatidae. The transcript has 13 exons. The coding region runs from base 113 to 2173 and encodes 686 amino acids.